Molecule: messenger RNA, 1661 nt
Organism: Arachis duranensis
Lineage: Eukaryota; Viridiplantae; Streptophyta; Magnoliopsida; Fabales; Fabaceae
Product: FBD-associated F-box protein At4g10400
Exons: 4
Coding region: 153-1661 (502 amino acids)
Molecular function (GO): protein binding
Source: RefSeq, a predicted model, not a curated record
AUCUAUUUAGAUCAGAUUGGUCAAGAUCAAACUCUGCUCAACCAUUUCGUAAUCUUUUUAACUCGUUGCGGUUACUUCUCAAGAGAGGAGUCGGAGAGAGAUUGAACGAAGCGGCAAAGUUUCUUCGGGACACAACUGUAGUUUGAGAAUAAAUGGACCGAAUAUCGGGUCUGCCAAAAGGUAUACUUCAUGACAUCCUCGGAAGGUUACCAGACAAAGAUGCUGCUAGGACUAGUGUUUUGUCAAAGGCAUGGAGAGAAACAUGGUUUUCAUUUCCCAAAUUGUCUUGUUGCUGCCACAAUUUUUUUAGUUUACGUGGCAAAUUAGACAGGUUCAUUCAGUAUGUCAGUAAAAGAUUAACUAGGCUCCAUGACCAAGGCUUAGCAAUCAAAGAAUUUAAGCUCAUGUUAGACCAUACAUUAGACUAUGUCCCUGCGUCCUGCCAUAUUGAUCAAUGGAUACAGAUGGCUAGUGAAAGUGGUGUCGAAGUACUAGAGCUUUACCUCACUGGUAACUUUGCGAAAAGACAUUAUAACCUUCCACUUUGUCUUACUGAAGCCAAGUCACUUACUAAGUUGGUGUUGAGAGAGGGGACUAGACUUGACUCCGCAUUGCUAAACCAUUCGCUCAAGUUUUUCUCAUUGAAAACAUUGUCUUUGCGUCAUAUACUUCUUGAAGAUGAAAGGAUUAUCGAGCAUUUCAUUUCACAUUGUCCUUUGAUUGAGCAUUUAACUCUUCAUUCUUGUUAUGUAUAUAAUAACCCUUCACGUUCUAGCACUAUGACCUCUUUGCUGAAAUCUUUAAGCUUGCAAGGUCUACAAAAGCUGAAGGACGUUGAUAUCCAAGGAAUACAAGAGGUAUAUAUUGAUGCUCCGAAUCUUGAGAACUUAUGCUAUCAUGCUCCUUAUAUGGUUACACCUUUCAAGCUGAAUUUGGAUAGUUGCACAAAUUUGAGAUGGUUGACCUUGUGGAAUUUGAAGAUCCCAAACAAGUGGUUCCUUGAACAGUUUUAUAGGAUUCCUUUCCUUGAGAGUUUGAUGUUGCAUAGUUGCUCGUUUGAGCAUGAAAGGAUUAAUAUUCCAAGUCCUGAACUGAAGUUCUUCAGUUUAUCACAUUGCUCUAACUUGAAGGAGGUCAACAUUGAUGCUCCAAAUUUAUUAUCCUGUGAGUAUGUCGGGAAAGACAACCCUGUCAUAUCUUUUCUGAGAAUUUCUAAUCAACUUGAACUGAAUGCUCAUUACGAUAUGAUGCCAUUUUCGAUUACAGAAAUCCUGGGUCUGAGUGUAUUGCAAGUUUCAUCACCUCCUCCAAGUAUUAAACAUGUUCAAUUACGUUUUCCUAUGAAUAUGGAAGCUCGCUACUUUCCCCUUAUGAAUUGGCUGCUUUCAAGUUGCUUCCCGAAAACUAUUUCAUUCUGCUUGCAAUCUAAAUUUAACAUGAAGGCAUUCGUUGUGUUUUUCUAUGAGAUGCUGAUGGAUAGAAAGAAGCACGGGUGCUAUCUCCGUUCAUGGAGCAAGCCGUGUUGUUGGCAUGGGUUGAAGGUUGUGAAGGCCACACAUUUAGAAAGGACUUGUGAAAAUGUUGAAGAUCUUAAGGCCAUGUUAGAUGCAUUGCCAGAAUCCCCUGUUGAGGAAUAUAUCACUUUUGGCUUAGAGUUGUAA